Sugiyamaella lignohabitans is the source of this 1125-nucleotide messenger RNA. RefSeq names its product beta-tubulin (gene TUB2). Gene Ontology annotation, cellular component: cytoplasm; microtubule. The coding region runs from base 1 to 1125 and encodes 374 amino acids. The record is from RefSeq and is a predicted model, not a curated record. The transcript has a single exon. Gene Ontology annotation, molecular function: GTP binding; structural constituent of cytoskeleton; GTPase activity. Gene Ontology annotation, biological process: mitotic cell cycle; microtubule cytoskeleton organization. Lineage: Eukaryota; Fungi; Ascomycota; Dipodascomycetes; Dipodascales; Trichomonascaceae.
AUGGACGCAGUUCGUAGUGGUCCUUUUGGAAACUUGUUUAGACCAGAUAACUUUGUGUUUGGCCAGUCGGGUGCUGGUAAUAACUGGGCUAAGGGCCAUUACACCGAGGGUGCGGAGUUGGUCGACAAUGUUCUUGAUAUUGUCAGACGUGAGGCCGAGGGUUGUGAUUCUUUACAAGGCUUCCAAAUCGCUCAUUCUUUGGGCGGUGGUACUGGUUCUGGUAUGGGUACUUUACUUAUUUCCAAGAUCAGAGAAGAGUUCCCCGAUAGAAUGAUGGCUACUUUCUCAGUAGUUCCUUCACCCAAGGUUUCUGAUACCGUUGUCGAACCUUAUAAUGCCACUUUGUCUAUCAAUGAACUCGUUAAUUAUGCUGAUGAGACUUUCUGUAUUGAUAACGAGGCUCUUUAUAACAUCUGUCAACAAACCUUGAAGAUGCCUCAACCUACUCACGGCGACUUGAACCAGCUGAUUUCUGCUGUUAUGUCGGGUGUCACUACAUGCUUGAGAUACCCUGGUCAAUUGAACAGUGACCUACGUAAAUUGGCGGUUAAUUUGGUGCCUUUCCCCAGAUUACACUUUUUCACAGUUGGAUUUGCUCCUCUUUCUGCCAUUGGCUCGAAAUCGUUCCGUUCUUUGACUGUUCCUGAACUGACUCAACAGAUGUUUGAUGCCAAGAAUAUGAUGGCUGCUGCCGACCCCAGACUCGGAAGAUAUCUUACAGUGGCUGCUUUCUUCCGAGGAAAGGUGUCUAUGAAGGAAGUUGAGGACCAAAUGAGAAGCGUUCAAGAGCGUAACUCGGCUUAUUUUGUGGAAUGGAUUCCCAAUAACGUGCAAAGUGCCAUCUGUUCGAUCCCACCCAAGGGACUCAAGAUGUCGGCCACUUUUGUGGGUAACUCGACCUCGAUCCAGGAGCUGUUCAAGCGAGUGGGCGACCAGUUCUCGGCCAUGUUCCGCAGAAAAGCUUUCUUGCACUGGUACAUCAACGAAGGAAUGGACGAGAUGGAGUUCACCGAAGCCGAGUCCAACAUGAACGACCUCGUCUCCGAAUACCAACAAUACCAACAGGCCGCGGCCUACGAAGAGGAGCUCGACUACGAAGACGAGGCUCCUAUCGACGAAAUGUAA